Molecule: messenger RNA, 954 nt
Organism: Botrytis deweyae
Lineage: Eukaryota; Fungi; Ascomycota; Leotiomycetes; Helotiales; Sclerotiniaceae
Exons: 2
Coding region: 1-954 (317 amino acids)
Source: RefSeq, a predicted model, not a curated record
AUGGACGGUGAUCAUGCUCUCUCUCGGGUGGUUCGGGGAAAAUUGACAAGAUGGAAGGCAAGGGCAGGAUCAAUAGGACGCUGGCGUGGGAGAAAGAAUCCCUUGAAGCGAACUCGAUCAAGUGCCAAAAAAGCAGUCGCUCCUAUCGAUUCAUCUCUUGUACAAGGGGAUGACAACGAACCCGACAAUCAUUGUGGCAGAAUGUUUCAUCCAUUUUCAAGACUUCCUAUUGAGCUACGUCUAGGAAUAUGGCGGAUGAGUUGGGAUAGUCGCAGUAUUGGAAUUGUCACGAAAUACCCUUUCGCUUCAAACAUGCUAGGGACCGUCACUGGUGUCAAAAAAGGCACGUCACCACCCUCGACAAUAUCAGUCAAUCGAGAAAGUCGAGCAGAAACGCUACUACACUAUAAGCCAUUAAAUUUCGCGCCAUUAGCCCUUGGAUUUUUAGUUUCAAAGUUCUACUUCAAUAAUGAGCUCGAUACGCUAGCUGUUUAUGUUACUUGUGUCUUCAAACUUCUAGAUUCUAAGCUUUAUCAAGCCCAUGCAGGACUUAUAAACCACUGUCUGAGCACGGCGAAAUUGCGAGAUAUCAAGUCUUUACUUGUAUUUCCAUGUGGUGAGGCCUACGGAUACUACCAAGUGUUUUCAUUUGGAGACCAUGAAAUCAACACCAAUCCUUCGUCUGCUUACUCUUACCUACAUGAAUUGAUUCUUCUAGCCGAUUCACAUAUUAAGGGAAUCACUUACAAAGCACCGAACAAUCUGGAAAAAUCAAUUCCUUUUGGUUAUACACGACAGAUACCGGGCCAUCCAACCCCCCCUGGACAACAAUCUAUUAAACCAGGUCUGUCCGUUCACUCCAGCCAUUGGAAAGACGUCAAGAGCUAUGGAAUCUUCCGGUCACCGCCAUGUCAAGAGGGGCUCAUCAAGAAGUUUAGAAUGAAGUAUCGGUAG